Fonsecaea multimorphosa CBS 102226 is the source of this 1326-nucleotide messenger RNA. RefSeq lists its product as uncharacterized. The transcript has 3 exons. The record is from RefSeq and is a predicted model, not a curated record. The coding region runs from base 1 to 1326 and encodes 441 amino acids. Gene Ontology annotation, cellular component: mitochondrial large ribosomal subunit. NCBI's taxonomy places the organism in Eukaryota, Fungi, Ascomycota, Eurotiomycetes, Chaetothyriales, Herpotrichiellaceae. Gene Ontology annotation, molecular function: structural constituent of ribosome.
AUGGCUCCUCGAUCAAGAGGUGCAAAGCGCAUCGCGGAUGCCUUUGCGUCUCCUUCAGUCCACCACGUCUGUUCUUCUUGUCUCCAGACCCUGUCCAAACGGAGCUACGCCUCUGCAGCAACAGCCAAAGCAAAUCUUGACUCCCAAUUACCUCCGCCUAUCACUCAACUGUCCCCGUCAGGACCUGAGGCGUCCCUGUCACCACAGCCACUCUAUACAAUAAAAGCUGGGAUUGUCCUUUCCCGCCCGCCCCUGAUCACGCCAGACCCUCAUCCCUUCGAAACAGCUUUCCAUCUCUAUCAGCGCCGUCUCAACGAGCGCCUUGUCUUGCCUUUCACGCAGUACUUCUACUACCGCCGCAACACACCUGCAUUUGAACAAUGGCGCAAACACCGCCGCGAGCGAGGUGGCGCCGCAACACGCGACAUCGGAAAGUACAACGCGUACAGUCCCGAGGCAUGGAACGAUGAAGUACUCGUGGGCGAUGAGACGGGGAAACCGGAGAAAAUACUAGAGCAACUUGUCUCCGAGGAGGGCAGAGCUGACGAAUUUACUGGGCAAGGGAAUCCGAGGUUUGCGGGGCUGAGGAGGCUCACGGAGGCGGACGAGAAGAAUGAUCAGAGGAGUCUAGAGAGGAGGCUACAGAGGACCUUGUAUCUCUUAGUAAAGCUAAAGAACAAGGGCGGACAAGCAAAAGAGAAGGACGUGGGCGGCGACAGUGAGAAAUGGCUGUGGAGGUUCCCCUCUGGGCCGGUUGUUGGGUUUGAAGGGUUAAAAGAGGCGGCGCAACGCAUCCUAUUCAGCUCACUAGGCCCUAACAUGAACACCUUUUUCGUCGGCAACCACCCUGUUGGCCACUACGUGGCGCGCUUCUCCUCACCACGGCCUCGUCCAUCUUCGGCCCCUCUGUUUAUCGCUGGAUCAACUUCCUCAGCAAAUUCCCAAUCAAUGGAACAUCCUUCCUCGUUAGCAACGACUCAGGUUGAGAAGGCUAGCGAGUCAACACCCUUGAAACAAGACCUUGCCGCAACAAAGGCCCUGGUGGACGGUGAAAAGACGUUCUUCAUGAAGGCACGGAUAAUGGCGGGACAAGCCGACGUCUCAUACUCUACUACCCACGCGGAUGCAAAUGGAAAAGAGGCAAAAUCUUCGACGGAUACUCCAGCUCCAGGCACCAGCAAGGGUGAGGCUAGGGAUAAAAAAGGUGUCGUCGUAGAUAUGGGAUUGGAUGAAAUCGAAGACUUCAAAUGGUUGAGUAAAGACGAGGUGGAGGAGCAUGUGCAUCCGGAUUAUUGGAUCAGGGUGAAGAACAUGCUUGUGGCGUAG